CAUUGCAGAUUGCUUUUCUAAUAUUGACCUCUUACUUUGCAUACGUUUUUUGACCUAAUUUUAACCGAAAAAAAACAUCGCGAAAUGAUAUUCCCGAUUCGGAAAUUAGAAAAGUAGAUAAUACGGCUAUAAUAAUGUCUCUCGAGCAUAUUACGGUCAAGAUAGAGCCCAAAGAAAUUGAUGACAACUCGCCAACGGUACCAGAAGAUAAUAGUGAAACACUAAUUAUCAACAUUCAACCAGAAUUUAUUAACAUAAAGACCGAGUUGGAAGUACCUAUCCAUGUAGACAGAAUAAAGCAAGAAGUUGACAGUGAGGAGGCCGAUUGCCCUCCACCACCCUCAACAUGGCAUCAUGCAAUUAAAAAAGAACCUGCAGCUGAAGAUUCUCAGAAUGAGUUCAUAGUGAGUGUCAAAUCUGAGCCAGUGGAUCCUGACAGUGAUGGCAAUAUUGAACCCGAGACAGUCAUAGUAGAGCCUACCAUAUAUCAACCCAAUACAUCUGACUUUGUAUAUCCAGUUUCCCUCACAAGCUUACCAGAGCGCUAUCUGAAAGACAAUACAGAAUCGAAAUUUAUGUGUCUACUUUGCAACAAGAGUUUUGCCAGCAAUGCAAACUUACAGCGCCAUCUACCACUACACAGUAGAACAAAAUAUACUUGUCACAUUUGCCAAAAGGAAUUCACAAAGAAAGUACUAUUUGACAAGCAUAUUGGGGUACAUACUGGCGAGAAAUUAUACGACUGCGACGACUGCGGUAAGAAAUUCAGAACGUCAUCAAAUUUAUUCCAGCAUAAGCGGAUCCAUGCAAUCAACAAAGCGUUCAAAUGCGAGGUUUGUCACCGGGGCUUUGCAGUAAAAUCAAACUUGCUAAAACACCAAGGGAAGAGUCGCUGCAAACGACCAAUAGACCAACCUAUAGUGUGUCAUGUUUGCAAUAAAGUUUUUAAGAGGGAGUUCUUAUUAAAAAGUCACUUACGGAGACACACAACUGAGCGGCCGUUCUCGUGCGAACUUUGCGACAUGAAUUUUAAAUACAAAAGCACAUUAAUUAGACAUAUUCAGUUACACAACGGCUUAAAACCGUAUGCCUGUAAUAUCUGCAAUAAAUCUUUCACACAUCCCGGAUUGAUUAAGCCACAUAUGAGAAUACACACAGGGGAGAAACCUUACGAGUGUCCAGUAUGCAACAAAUUGUUUGCCCACAAACAUAACAUGCAGCGACACGCGUUGAGGCACAACAAAGUGAAGCAUCUGACCUGUGACGUCUGUAUGAAGCAGUUCCCCAAAGAAAGUAGAUUAAAAUACCACAUGAAAACACAUACAAAUGAGAAACAUUUCUCAUGUCAUGUUUGUCCAAAGAAAUUUUCUCACAAACAAAAUGUGUUGAGGCAUUAUACUAGGAAGCAUCCGAAUGCAACUUAUGAAUGUAAAGAGACAGACGCGAGUGUGGCACUGAAAGUGUGGGAUGAGGUUUUGAAGAAAAAAAUGUUGGCAGAGAAUAGUUAAGUGA
Achroia grisella is the source of this 1512-nucleotide messenger RNA. RefSeq names its product zinc finger protein OZF-like. Gene Ontology annotation, cellular component: nucleus. The transcript has 4 exons. Gene Ontology annotation, biological process: regulation of transcription by RNA polymerase II. The record is from RefSeq and is a predicted model, not a curated record. Lineage: Eukaryota; Metazoa; Arthropoda; Insecta; Lepidoptera; Pyralidae. Gene Ontology annotation, molecular function: RNA polymerase II cis-regulatory region sequence-specific DNA binding; DNA-binding transcription activator activity, RNA polymerase II-specific. The coding region runs from base 135 to 1508 and encodes 457 amino acids.